This is a messenger RNA of Micropterus salmoides (largemouth bass), 6650 nucleotides long. It is a transcript of the gene cadpsa, whose product is annotated as Ca2+-dependent activator protein for secretion a. Gene Ontology annotation, biological process: synaptic vesicle exocytosis; dense core granule exocytosis; positive regulation of exocytosis. The record is from RefSeq and is a predicted model, not a curated record. Gene Ontology annotation, cellular component: glutamatergic synapse. The transcript has 30 exons. Bases 496 to 4482 code for a protein of 1328 amino acids. NCBI's taxonomy places the organism in Eukaryota, Metazoa, Chordata, Actinopteri, Centrarchiformes, Centrarchidae.
GAUCAUCAGGUGGCUGUUCAUCUUUCUUACUCAUAGCCUGAUCAAACUGAUCCCAGAGCAGCCGGGGAUCGGGUUUCAGCACCGCGGUCAGCUCCGAGCCCAGCCUCUUCCUCCUCCAGGCAGCAGAGCAUCAACACAUCAACAUUUCUCCUGUUUUCUCUCCCUGCGACCCCUCCCCCUUUGUAUCUGCUCUCAUGAUAAAUCCCUCCUAUGUGCUACUGACUGGCAGACUCGAAAGGCUUGGAAAUCACGCAACUACACUCAACCACACUUUCAUUUUUCUUGCUAAGACUGACUUAUCUGACGGCAGUUUUUUUUUUGAAAAGCAACAGUCUGAGCAGCUCAUCAAUCAGGUUUUGCGUCUCCAUAGCGGCUUCCUCUGGAUCUCUCCCUCUGUGGCUGAGACAGAAGGUGAUCGACAUCUUUUUUCCCCCUACUUUUGCAGUUUCACCUUUGCGGCAGGUAGGCUACAGUCUCCAUCUAAGCCUCGGUAGCAUGUUGGACCCGUCUUCCAGCGAGGAGGAAGGGGAUGAGAUCCUGGAGGUGGAGCGCAAAGAGGUGGCGGCCCCGAAGAGCCUCGGAGGAGCCCGGCUGUCACCGGGCCGAGCCGCCGACGGCGGCGGAGGGCUCCAGUCCCGGGGCCGCGGGAGCGGCGGUGGUCGACCCUCGAGCCCCAGCCCGUCGGUGGGCAGCGACAAGGAGAAAGAGGACCUGGAGAAGAUGCAGAGAGAGGAGGAGGAGAAGAAAAAGAGACUCCAGCUGUAUGUGUUUGUGAUGCGCUGCAUCGCCUAUCCAUUUAACGCAAAGCAACCAACUGAUAUGGCCAGGAGGCAGCAGAAGAUCAGUAAGCAGCACCUGCAAACAGUCAAAGAGCGUUUCCAGGCGUUCCUCAGUGGAGAUACCCAGAUUGUUGCAGAUGAGGCUUUCAUCAACGCUGUCCAGAGCUACUAUGACGUUUUCCUGAAAAGUGACCGUGUCUCCCGGAUGGUGCAGAGUGGCGGCUGCUCGGCCAGUGACUCUCGGGAGGUUUUUAAGAAGCACAUAGAGAAGCGAGUGCGCAGCCUGCCUGAGAUCGAUGGCCUGAGCAAAGAGACCGUGCUGAGUUCCUGGAUAGCCAAGUUUGACACAAUCUACAGAGGUGAAGAGGACCCCAGGAAGCACCAGCAGAGAAUGACAGCCAGUGCCGCCUCCGAGCUCAUCCUCAGCAAGGACCAGCUGUACGAGAUGUUCCAGCAGAUCCUGGGUGUCAAGAAGUUUGAGCACCAGCUCCUCUAUAAUGCCUGCCAGCUGGACAACCCUGAUGAGCAGGCAGCCCAGAUCAGAAGAGAGCUGGAUGGGCGACUGAAUAUGGCAGACCAGAUUGCUCGGUAUGGUGGAAGGUUUCCCAGGUUUGCAUCCAGAGAGAUGGAGGCCAUGUACAUUGAGGAACUGCGAUCCUCUGUAAACCUGCUGAUGGCCAACCUGGAAAGCAUGCCAGUGUCCAAGGGAGGAGAGUUCAAGCUGCAGAAGCUGAAACGAGGCCACAAUGCCUCCAUCAUGGACAUGGGCCAGGAGGAUGAGAACACGCUGUCCAAAUCUGACGUGGUGCUGUCCUUCACCCUGGAGGUAGUGAUCAUGGAGGUCCAGGGUUUGAAGUCGUUGGCUCCAAACAGGAUUGUUUACUGUACCAUGGAGGUUGAGGGAGGACAUAAACUGCAGACGGACCAGGCUGAGGCCUCAAAACCCACUUGGGGUACCCAGGGUGACUUCACCACCACCCAGCCGUUACCUGCUGUGAAGGUAAAGCUGUUUACUGAGAGCACAGGAGUGUUGGCUCUGGAAGAUAAAGAGCUGGGGAAGGUUGUGCUCCACCCGACUCCCAACAGUCCCAAGCAGUCUGAGCUUCACAAGAUGACAGUGUCUAAAGGCUGUCCAGACAAUGACCUCAAGAUCAAACUGGCUAUUCGCAUGGACAAACCACAGAACAUGAAGCAUUGUGGGUACCUAUGGGCCAUUGGCAAAAACGUGUGGAAAAGAUGGAAGAAAAGAUUCUUUGUGCUGGUUCAGGUGAGUCAGUACACCUUUGCCAUGUGCAGCUACAGAGAGAAGAAGGCAGAGCCUGUAGAGCUUCUCCAACUGGAUGGCUACACCGUGGACUACACCGACCCUCAACCAGGUCUAGAUGGCGGUCGGACGUUCUUCAACGCUGUGAAAGAGGGCGACACUGUGAUCUUUGCCAGUGAUGAUGAGCAGGAUCGGAUCCUAUGGGUCCAAGCCAUGUACCGAGCUACCGGCCAGUCCCAUAAGCCAGUUCCUCCCACCCAGGUCCAGAAACUCAACUCGAGGGGGAGCACGACGCCACAGCUUGAUGCACCCAUCUCUCAGUUCUAUGCUGAUCGAGCCCAGAAACACGGCAUGGAUGAGUUUAUUUCAGCCAACCCCUGUAACUUCGACCACGGCUCACUGUUUGAGCUGGUGCAGCGCCUUACUCUAGACCACAGACUCAAUGACUCCUACUCCUGCCUGGGCUGGUUCAGUCCCGGUCAGGUGUUUGUCUUAGAUGAGUAUUGCGCUCGCUACGGCGUUCGAGGCUGCCAUCGGCAUUUAUGUUACCUGAGUGAUCUGCUGGAGAGGGCAGAGAACGGAGCUAUGAUCGACCCCACCCUGCUGCACUACAGCUACGCCUUCUGUGCCUCCCACGUCCAUGGAAACAGGCCUGAUGGUAUUGGCACAGUUACUGUAGAAGAGAAAGAGCGCUUUGAGGAGAUCAAGGAGAGGCUACGGGUACUUCUGGAAAACCAGAUUACACACUUCAGGUACUGCUUUCCAUUUGGACGGCCAGAGGGAGCACUGAAAGCAACUCUGUCCUUGCUGGAAAGAGUUCUGAUGAAAGAUAUUGUUACUCCAGUUCCACAAGAAGAAGUCAAAGCUGUGAUCCGUAAGUGUCUGGAGCAGGCAGCUCUGGUCAACUACCAACGCCUGUCAGAAUACGCCAAACUUGAAGGGAAAAAGAGAGAGAUGUAUGAGCAUCCUGUCUUCUGCUUGGCGUCUCAAGUGAUGGAUUUAACCAUUCAGAAUGUAGGGCGGUUAGUCACCCCUGCCAAAAAACUGGAGGACACUAUUCGCCUGGCCGAGCUGGUGAUUGAGGUGCUCCAGCAGAAUGAGGAACACCAUGCUGAGGGAAAAGAGGCCUUCGCGUGGUGGUCAGACCUGAUGGUGGAGCAUGCCGAGACCUUCCUGUGUCUCUACUCGGCCGACAUGGACGCAGCUCUCGAAGUUCAGCCACCAGACAGCUGGGACAGCUUUCCUCUCUUCCAGCUGCUCAAUGACUUCCUGAGAAUGGACUAUAACCUGUGCAAUGGGAAGUUCCAUAAACACCUGCAGGACCUGUAUGCCCCCUUGGUGGUGCGAUAUGUGGACCUGAUGGAGUCCUCCAUUGCUCAGUCCAUUCACAGAGGCUUUGAAAGGGAAUCCUGGGAACCUGUCAAGAGUAUAACAAGCACUCUGCCUAACGUCAACCUCCAAAUGCCCAAAGUACCAAAUUUAACAGUGCCAAGUGUUAACGUCCCACAAUUGCCAGGCUUUUCAACACCCAACUGGAUGACAGCUUAUUAUGAGUCAGAUAAUGGCUCAGGGACGUCAGAGGAUCUCUUCUGGAAGCUGGAUGCUCUGCAGACCUUCAUCAGAGAUCUCCACUGGCCAGAGGAGGAGUUUGGCAAACACCUCGAGACCCGGCUGAAGCUGAUGUCCAGUGACAUGAUUGAAUCCUGUGUAAAACGGACACGGACAGCGUUCGAGGCCAAGCUUCAGAAGAGCAGCCGGGCCACAGACUUUCGCGUGCCGCAGUCCAUCUGCACCAUGUUCAACGUCAUGGUGGAUGCCAAAGCCCAGUCAGCCAAGCUGUGUGCCAUGGACCUGGGGCAGGAGAGACAAUACCAUUCCCAAAUUGACAAUCUAAUUGAAGAGACGGUGAAGGAGAUGAUUACUCUGCUGGUAGCUAAGUUUGUGGUCAUUCUAGAGAGUGUGUUAGCGAAGCUCUCCAGAUAUGACGAGGGAACACUCUUCUCUUCCUUCCUAUCUUUCACAGUGAAAGCUGCCUCAAAGUACGUGGAUGUACCUAAGCCAGGGAUGGAUGUGGCUGACGGUUAUGUGACAUUUGUUCGCCAUUCCCAGGACAUGCUGCGGGAGAAGGUCAAUGAAGAGGUGUACAUAGAGAGAUUAUUUGAUCAAUGGUACACCAGCACUAUGAACCUUGUAGGAACAUGGCUGACUGACCGGAUGGACCUGCAGCUCCAUCUUUAUCAGUUGAAGAUUCUCAUCAGGAUUGUCAAGAAAAAGUACCGUGACUUCCGCCUUCAAGGAGUGCUGGACUCCACAUUAAACAGUAAGAUGUAUGAAACCGUGAGAAAUCGACUGACUUUGGAAGAAGCCACUGCCUCAGUGAGGGAAGGAGGGAUGCAAGGCAUUUCCAUGAAGGACAGCGAUGAAGAGGACGAUAACUAGAAGAAGGCCUGAAAACUACAAUGUCAAAGCUUUUCAGAGGGUGAGCAGUAUACUGCCUGAGAACCCAUGCAGCCUUUCCAUGAGGUCAAAAAAGAUUGAUUGAUUGAACAACCAACGUGUUCCCUCUGUUAUUUGCUUAGUCAGUUUUUCAUUCCUGUAAUAGGUCCACUUCUCUGUCUGAAUUAAAUUAAAUAAGAUGUAUUAAAAAAUUCACAACAGCCAAGUACUUUAGGUUAAUACAUUAAAUUAAUUAAUGGUUGAUUUCUCCUGAAAUGUGAGCAAAUGAAUGUCAGAAUAUUCAAGAGGCCAAAAUAACAAAUGUGACAACAAAUACUCACCAUUCAAAGCCUUAUAAAUAAGAUGAAAAAGAAAGGCAGGUAAUUGCAUCUAUACGGUGUUCAUCUUUUGAAGGCAUUAAAAAUAUUAUGUUGUACCUUCAUGUUGUGCAACCAAAAAUGUCUGCAGUCUUUGUACGGAAGCUUUCCUGUUGCUUGUUGCUAAGAUUUGUCUUUCACAUUUUGAAAAGUACAUAUAGUAUAGAGCACUCUCUUUACUUUAGGCUGUUCUGCUGGAAAAUAACUUGUGAAACACUCAAGUGAUCCAAGUGAAACAGAAAUAUUGGGGAGCACUUUACAUUACAGCUCGGUAAUAACAUGGUAAUAGUUUGAUUGUAUAGUUUGAUAAUAAAGAGGUAAUAAUUAAAUAAUACUAUGUAAUUAAAAGGUAAUAACCAGAUAAUAGCUUGGUAUUGAAAAUGAGUAUAUCUCAGUAACAUUUGUUACGCACAUUCCAACACUGACCAAACACACCACAACAAAACACCUUUUAAGCAGCCAAAUCCAUGGGAUUUAUUAACAUAAACAGACGUACAAAACAACCAAGACAAUCAAUCAAAAAUCAUAAAGUCAAAACACAAUUUCCCGGGCUGAGAGGCAGCAAAACCAGCAGUCUCCUUUCCUGAAGCCCCUGCCUUCUUUUUCUGGCACAUGAGCUUUUAAGCAUCCCAUUCCCAGGCCAGGUGCACCUCAUUAAUCAAUGAGAUGUAGCACGCCCAGGGCAGCACUAGACAAGGAAAAGGGACAAACAGCACAGAGAAUACAUACAGCUGUAAUAUAUUAGACUUAAAUUUAUGUUCAAUUUCAAAUCACUUUUAUUUAUAUAGCACCAGUUCACAACAACAGUUAUUUUUGUGCUUAUAUGUAACAGGGUAAUAAGGAGCCAAACUAAGGGGCAAUAAUAGGGAAACACAUUUAAUUAUAGCAACAAGGCAAAACAAUUUAGUAAUAAGAUUUGUUAAUAAUAUGGUAACCUUCUAACAGUAAAAAGGUUCUAUCAGUACAAUAUUUGGAUUAAAAGAAUGUUGACAUUAAUUGGGUAAUUACUUGAUAAUAAUGAGUUUUCACAACAUCAACCUAAAUUACCUCAUUAUUUUCUGGUUAUUACCCCAUUAAUGUCACCAUAUUACCAUUUUUAAGGUUAUCUAAUAAACAUUUUAUUGUUAGAAGGUAACCAUAUUGUUACCAAAAUAUGACAAUAAUGUUAGGGAAUACUUGCCUUGUUACAGUCUUUAAAUGUAUUUUUUAUAUACAGUCUAUGGUAUUUCCCCAUUACUACCAUUUAUUCUUGCCCCUUAUUACAUAAAUUUCAGUCUAAUUUUACUCAGAUAUAGCCAUUGUUAAUACCAAUUACCUGGUUAUUACUUUGGUAAUUAGAUGAUAUUUCUAAUUACCGCUUUAUUAAACUAUUACCCCACUAUUACCAUGUUAUCAUUUAUAAGAUAUUUCCAAAAUUACUUGUUGAAUGUUCUCAAAAAAUAUGAAUGAAUAUUUUGUUCCUAAGUUUAUGAACAACACUGCAAAUUUCUUUCUGUUAUGCUGACAAAAUGUGCAGUGAGUGCAGCUAGUGUAUGUUGCAUUAUUGUAAAUUCUGUGAAAAUGGUCUCAUAUUACUUUUUUUGUAAUGAAUCUGCAUAAUGUCCCAACCAUAAAAUCUUGACAAAAUGUUUAAAAAGAUGUGCUGUGAUAUGAUGUAACAGUAACAGUUUUUGUUUUUGUCUGCCAGUUUUUCAGAACAUGCCCGGUCGCAACUGUCUUACAGCAAAUGUAAUCCAAGGCAUUGUCAGCAGUAAAGUUGAUGGGUGCAAACAUUUAAUAAAAUAGUGACGAAAA